CGAAUUCGAAGAUACCCUUCCCGUUCAAAGCCAAGAAAAAGGAAACUAUUGAUUCAGACAACACCAUCACAGCUGUAUCUAUAUUUCCUAGAUCUCUUUGCUUCUCAAAAUUCCAAGUUUCUUAAUUCAUCCACAUUGAUUAAGGACAAUCACAGAGAAAGAGCACAAUAGGAAGAAGCAGAAGAAGAAGCUGCAAAAAAAAAAAAAAAAAAAAAAAAAAAAAAAAAAACCUCAGUUUCUCUCUUCAACACCAGAAGGUUAACAAUGGGCAGAAAUCUCAGUCCAAUUUUACGGCGAGAGUUAGAAAAUCUAGACAAGGAUGCUGAUAGCAGAAAAUCAGCAAUGAAAGCACUGAAAUCAUAUGUAAAAGAGUUGGAUUCAAAGGCAAUCCCACUCUUUCUUGCUCAGGUUUCUGAAACCAAAGAAACGGGGUCAUCAUCUGGGGAAUACACAAUCUCACUCUAUGAAGUUCUUGCUCGUGUUCAUGGCCCAAAAAUUGUCCCUCAGAUUGACAACAUUAUGACCACCAUUACAAAGACCUUAGCUUCCAGUGCAGGGUCUUUCGCUCUUCAGCAGGCUUGUGCUAAGGUAGUUCCAGCAAUAGCUAGGUAUGGGAUUGACCCGACCACCCCAGAAGACAAGAAGAGGCAUACGAUUCAUUCACUUUGUAAGCCUCUCUCAGAUUCUCUUUUGAGUACCCAAGAGAGCCUAUCCACUGGUUCUGCCCUUUGCUUAAAGGCUCUGGUGGACUCUGAUAAUUGGAGGUUUGCUUCUGCUGAUAUGGUGAAUGAGGUUUGUCAGAGAGUUGCAGUGGCUUUAGAUAGGCCUUUGCAGACCAAUCCACACAUGGGCUUAGUCAUGUCCUUGGCUAAGCAUAAUAGUCUAGUUGUUGAAGCAUAUGCAAGAUUGUUGAUACAAUCCGGUUUGAGGAUUUUGAAUGCCGGGGUUGUGGAGGGAGAAUCUCAGAAACGGUUGUCAUCCAUUCAUAUGGUGAAUUUUCUUAUGAAGUGUUUGGAUCCGAAGAGCAUAUUCUCCGAGCUUGGUUUGAUAAUCGAGGAAAUGGAGAAGUGUCAGUCCAAUCAAAUGGCUUAUGUCAGAGGGGCUGCUUUUGAAGCUUUACAAACAGCAAAGAGAAUAAUAGCAGAGCAAGGCCCAAAGUUGGAGAGGGAGUUGGGUUCAAUUACUGGGUCAAAUUGUUCAAGUGAGAACAACUGUAGAAGGAAUUUAUGGGGUGCAGGAGAUUUAUCUCCUGGAAUGGCAUCACCUGAAUCACAAACUGUUAAUUCAUUUGUUGGAUAUGACUCUUUCAUUGAAUCACCAAUUUCAACCAGUGAGGUCUCCAGGAACUUGUAUUAUGAUCGAAGGAGUGUCAACCGUAAACUUUGGAGAUAUCAGAACGGUGGGGUGGAUGUAUCUCUCAAGGAUGGCUUUUACUCAGAAAUGGCUAAUGGCAGUGCCAUUGAGAACUCUGUGCAUGAAGAGUUUUCUGACAAUAAAGGUGAUUAUGUGGAUGGAUUUGCAGGGUUCUUGCAGAGAAGCCCCAGAAAUGGAUCACCGAGAAGCACUACCCCCAGUCCUCAGAGAUCACGCUCUCAGAUAAACAUUGAUAAUGUUAAGAUCUUCACAACUCCAAGGAAGCUCAUUCACUCUCUUCAGGAAGCAAGUGAUUCUGGUUCAAACUUUUCUGUGAAACAAACUAGAAGAUGUAGAAGUCCCUACUCGAGUGAUUUUGAGUGGAGUCCUAUGUCAAAAUAUAAUCAGAAUGCUUCGUCUCAUGAUAUGAACCAUGAGAUCAAAAAGGAUGUAAACUUAUCUGGAGGGGGUACACAGUUGCAUGGUGGCUCAGAAUCGGUGUCAUCAACAGAAGAUCUUCCUUCUGAUGCUGAUUUGCAAGUGUCUCGGGAUGAGAUUCCUGAAAUUAAAAGUGAAGCUAGUUUUGAUGUUCAAAGAAAGCAUCGGAAGUCUACUCUCAGUGUGCUUUCUGGCUUUCUUCUGGUACUUUUUGCAGUUUUCAUUUGUUUGUUGCGGAUUGAUGAUCAUGGCGAAGGUUACCUUGUUCCCACUUAAGGAUUAUGGUUUAUGGUAGUACCUUCGAUAAUAUUGUAGUUGUCAUAUUAAAACUGUUUCUUUUACUAAAUCUUCCAAACUAAGAGUUGAUGCUCAAUGUGCUCAAUAGAAGCAGCUACUGCAUUUUUCAGAAAUGUUAUCUUUUUCAUUGA
This is a messenger RNA of Cornus florida, 2219 nucleotides long. RefSeq names its product protein SINE1. Bases 265 to 2067 code for a protein of 600 amino acids. The transcript has 3 exons. NCBI's taxonomy places the organism in Eukaryota, Viridiplantae, Streptophyta, Magnoliopsida, Cornales, Cornaceae. Gene Ontology annotation, molecular function: microtubule binding. Gene Ontology annotation, cellular component: microtubule. The record is from RefSeq and is a predicted model, not a curated record.